CGUCGUACAGCAAACAUGGCGGCCUCCAGUGGAAAAACCGUGGGAUAUUUUCUUUGGAAAUUCGAAAAUUGCUGCUUCAAUUUUAACACAGUCUCGUCAAAUUUAACUGGCCAGGUGCUGUCCAGACAGCUAUGUGUGAGUGCUGUUCUCCACAGGAAGAACCUGGCUGCAGCGGGCCCAGAGAAGUUCUCAGAGGAGUUCAUCAAGAAGCAGGUGGAGGAGUUCAACAUCGGGAAGAGACAUCUAGCCAACAUGAUGUGAGAGGACCCUGAGACCUUCACUCAGGGGGACAUUAAU
This is a messenger RNA of Oncorhynchus gorbuscha (pink salmon), 297 nucleotides long. Its product is annotated as 28S ribosomal protein S9, mitochondrial-like. Bases 16 to 261 code for a protein of 81 amino acids. The record is from RefSeq and is a predicted model, not a curated record. NCBI's taxonomy places the organism in Eukaryota, Metazoa, Chordata, Actinopteri, Salmoniformes, Salmonidae. The transcript has 2 exons.